CUACUGUCUGUCGGUGGCAUGCCACCUGCAACCAUACUGCAACCAUAUCCUCCGUUGUCCAUUUUGGUAAUGUGACUGGUCUUUCUGGCGCCAAAAAUGGUUUCCGACGAUGGCAUUUCAAGAGACUCGACCCUCUCCCGACGAAGUACAGAGUCUUCUUCGGAUCAGCAUUCCAAUUACGAGAUCCAGAUACCCUCCACUUUAUCGGGCUCCGUUUCAUUGGAUACCCGUAAUCGCUGUAAAAAAUGCUCCAAGUUCCUAUCAGAAGUUUCGUCAUCAAAACAUUUUCAAACGCAGACCUGUCUCGGCACGUUCGACGACUACAAUGACCCUGAAUGUUUGCUUUGUCAUGUAAUAUCAUGCUCUGUACGCCUCUUAAUUGGUUCAUCAAAGGGAAAAAUCGACCAAAAAGAAAUCAAGCUCUUUGCGAUGGGAAAGAGACGGCCGGCAAAAUCUUCGGGCUCUCGUCAACUCAAAAUUUCGGGUCAUCGACCACGUAUUCUUCUAGCUUUGAAUGUCGCCCCUUCCGACCAAGGCUUUGUGAUAAGCAAUGGUACACGAUUUUCAGUUGCAGAACUCGAGGACGUCUCACCCUUAUAUGCUCCAAAACCCAAUUCCGAGAGCAACCCGGAAGCAUGCUCAAGGCGUGUGAUCCCACCACAGAUGGACCUUGGACUCAUAAAUCAGUGGAUGCAAGUCUGCAACGCUCACAAGCACUCAGAUAAGAUCUCAUCAACGGAUGGCCAUGAUCCGUUUCAACACGCGCAAGGAUUCCGGCUCAUUGAUGUCGUCGACGAGUGUCUUGUACAGAAAACCGACCGCUGCUCUUAUCUUGCCUUGUCCUAUGUCUGGGGCACCACAAUUGAUUCAAUGCUUAAAACCAUCCGAAGCAAUAUCAGAGCACUCAGGAAGCCCGGUGCAUUGAAGAACCAAGACUCUAUACCUCGCACAAUACGAGACGCAAUGUGCUUGGUUCGGAGUAUUGGGCAAAGGUAUCUUUGGGUUGAUGCAUUAUGCAUUGUCCAAGAUGACCCCGAGGAGAAGAAGCGGCUUAUAUGUGGUAUGGAUUAUGUAUAUGAGAAUGCCAUGCUCACCAUAAUUGCCGCUUCUGGUGGAGACGCGGAUGCUGGCCUGUCUGGCAUAACACACCGACAGGAUCAGGCCUAUGAGGAGACAGCAAUAUUCCAAGUCAAGAAAAGCAUUUUGCGAGUUUCCACCUACCGCCCUUCUUUGACAGAGCAUCUCCAAAGCUCACGCUGGAACACCCGAGGCUGGACAUAUCAAGAACAGUAUCUAUCAAAACGAUUACUAUAUUUUACGCCCGACGAAGCCUUCUUUGUCUGCCGGUCAUGUCGGUUUAGGGAGGGCUAUUGCCUCGAAGACCUUGAUCGGACUUUCUCUUCGGGACAAGGGCGACCAAGAUGGAGCUCGAGGCUUCGAUCCAGGGCGUCUAGCGGGAAAGAUGUUGAGUCGCACCACUACCUGUCUACUGAUCUCGAGCUGGGUACGGUAGCUGUGCGAGAAUGUCAAAGUGUUAUCCUUGAAUACAGUAACAGGGUUCUCAGCGACCCGGAAGAUAUUUUGAACGCAUUUUCUGGGGUUUAUAACCACCUCAGUUCUAUAUCCGGGGCUAGUCCGCUUAGUAUCCCUGGAGGAGUUCGCCUCGACACGACAAUAACCUUCACUCAAGGGAUUCCGCCAUGGUUCAUCUCCCAAGGUCUACUCUGGCACCCUGCCAAUGGCACUACAAAGCGGAGGAGUGCAUGUAAAGAUGACUCAGAUGCUGUAUACUCAAGCUGGUCAUGGACUUCUUGGAAUGGUCCCAUCGAAUUUCUUAGCAAUGUCUCUUUCUGGCCCUGGCAAAACGACGAAGGACCCUACCUUCACGUACAUAGUUGGAUACCUGAAUGGCACUUUGCUGGCUUCAGCGUAGGGGGUGUAAUCAACAAUCGCAACGACCUUAAGGCACCUCGGAACUCUCCCAGAUCCAAGUAUAUACCCAAGGGAGCAGCACGGCUAGCUCAAGAGGCGAAAAAAAGCAUCCCGCCGACAGUGACGCUUGCAAGCGGAGACCUCGGAUUCUGGGCACCCUGCCUAAGCUUCGAAUUCUCAUUGUACAAGGAAACGAAAUGUCCUGCCGCGGUGUGGAAUCUAUCCCCAACAAGCAUUUCGGAUCAGUGGUGCGGCUCCUUCAGAUUUGAUGAUGGCAUCGUAAAGCCUGUCGAGGAUUUCGUCCUCUUAUCGCGGCGGGGUUGCGACUUUUUAAUCCUUGGAAUUGAUACGCAGAAUGGUGUUUCCACACGUGUCGGCAUUGGCCUCGUGUGUUUCCAGGGCGAAUCAAGGGAUUCUCAUAGUAAUUUCUGGGACCAGCUUGAUGCUGCUGGUGAGCUCAAGUGGGAAUGGCGGUUUAUUGUCUUGCGAUAAGGCCAAAGCUAUUGUCUACAAACACUGGUUCAGAAAGUUUCAAUUAUGUUACAAUACCCCAAUAAAUGUAAAAAAAAAU
This is a messenger RNA of Aplosporella prunicola CBS 121167, 2503 nucleotides long. RefSeq lists its product as uncharacterized. Bases 97 to 2424 code for a protein of 775 amino acids. The record is from RefSeq and is a predicted model, not a curated record. NCBI's taxonomy places the organism in Eukaryota, Fungi, Ascomycota, Dothideomycetes, Botryosphaeriales, Aplosporellaceae. The transcript has a single exon.